AUGAAGCGGGCUUCCUACCCAGCAGAGUCUCUUGCAGCGUGGUUGCACCUCAAUGGGGUGACCUCAAAUGGAGUGAAAUUUCAAAGGGCCGACACGGGUGAUCUGAGCGCCGAGAAAGGUACUGCGGUGAUAGCAACCGAGUCUCGAGUCAGUAGUAUGAGCGACGCCGAACCUACGAUUCUUUUCCGAGUCCCAGCGGACUUGGUACUCUCAUUGGAGACUGUCCAUGACCAUGCCAAGUCAGAUCAGCACCUACGCGAGGUCUUGGAUGCUGUGGGAGCGUUUGGCACUACCACACGUGGAGCAAUUCUCAUAUUUCUCCUACUUCAAUUGACACACUCAAGCCCAGAUAUAACCCAGCGUAUUGGGGUGUCAAGUCCCUGGGCGGAAUAUGUCAAGUUCUUCCCAGAAUCAUUUCCUCUGCCAACUUUCUAUCGAGGCGAGGAAGUAUCACUGCUCGAAGGUACUUCGCUCUCAUCUGCAUUAAACGGCAAAGUCACGGCCUUGGAAAGAGAAUUUGAGCAUUUACGCCAGUCGACCGAGAGCAUACCCUGGUGUCAGCAGUGCUGGUGGGACGCGGAUGCGGGGAGAUUGUCCAUCGAAGAUUGGCAAUAUGUGGACGCCGCGUAUCGAUCACGCAUGGUCGAUUUGCCUAGUAUCGGACAUUCUAUAGUGCCCUGCAUCGAUAUGGCCAAUCACACCGGCGGAGGGGAAGCGAAAGCCCUUUACGACGUGAGCUCGGAGGGCAGCGUAAUCCUGCAGUUACGUUGGGGUCAAGGAAUACAACCGGGGGAAGAAGUGACCAUCUCAUACGGUGAUGAGAAACCAGCAUCCGAGAUGUUGUUCGCCUACGGAUUUUUGCCGGAUGAUCUGGCUGAUGCCAAGCAAGUUUUAUUAGACGUGACACUGCCCGAAGACGACCCCCUGGCAGUCGCGAAGAAUAUGUUCUGUCGUAAGAACCCCGGGCUCAAGCUAUCGGUCGGUGGUGCAAACGAGGGUCAGACAGAUGAAGCUGCCUCAGACAUUCACUGGGAAAGCCAACUGAUUUGGUGGGCAAGUGUCAACGAAGAGGAUGGCCUCCACAUCGGAAUCGCGCAACGUACCGAUGGUACCAAGGAGCUCGAGGCACGCUGGAAAGACCACCCCAUUCAGUCUUGUGAUCAGCUUCUGGGCUUUCUUACAGCAGAUCCAUCCUGGGAGAUUUUCCAACUACGAGCGGUCAUGUUAGUUCUCCAGCGAGUGGAGACGCAGCUUGCUUCGCUUCAUCGGGUCAGCAACGCAAUCGACAGCAUUCGCGAUGAUGAAGCACUCAUGGGGAAACUUUUCAGACCAGAGGUCAUGGCUACUGUUUCCAAGUUACGAACGCUCGAGGAAGAUUUGCUGCAGCGAUCAAUUCAGAGUCUUAUCAACCAGAGAAACACCCUUGUGGAAUCGCCGGCGGUCAUGUCAUAUCUUACGAAGCAGUCGGUCCCGGAGGACGUUGAAGACUUUUCGUGA
Molecule: messenger RNA, 1497 nt
Organism: Penicillium diatomitis
Lineage: Eukaryota; Fungi; Ascomycota; Eurotiomycetes; Eurotiales; Aspergillaceae
Product: SET domain-containing protein
Exons: 4
Coding region: 1-1497 (498 amino acids)
Biological process (GO): peptidyl-lysine monomethylation
Cellular component (GO): nucleus
Molecular function (GO): protein-lysine N-methyltransferase activity
Source: RefSeq, a predicted model, not a curated record